UAUUGUUAGCUUGUUAGCUAGCGGAUGAAGUCGUGAAAUGGAGAUAUGACAGAGUAAUAACAUCUUAUUACAUGUGCACGAUUAAGUUAUAACAACUGUAAAGUGAUGGAGGACGGAAACAGGUCAGAUGCUGCCUCCACAUCCAAGAGUCAUGCAGGCUCACUUCACCUGCAGACUCCAAAAAACGAGGACACCUAUGAAAUUGCCAUCCCCUAUGAAGAGAGCAACUUUGAGCAGCAAGGAUUUUUCAACCAGACUGACCAAAAUUUUGAUGAGUCACCCCCAUCUGCCGGCCCGUCUCCUGUCAGCAACUCAUAUAUGGUGAUCACUAACCUGCGAACCCAGCUACAGAUCUCUCUGGAGAAAAACUCUUGGCUUCAGAAAAGAAUUGAGGACCUGGAAGAGGAGAGAGACUUCCUCCGUUGCCAGCUGGACCGCUUCAUCUUUUCCACAAAAAGCCACGGACAAGACCAGAGUCAGAGCCAGUACAGUAACGGUUAUGAGUCUAGGCGAUUCAAUUGGAGGGGAAGAAGAGAAGAAGAUCGUCCUGCUGAGCUACAGAAGACGGACUCACAGCAUUUCCCCUCUCGUCAGUUUAUCCAUCGAAGACCUGGUCCUCCAACUAUGGUGCCUUCCAAAAACCACGUCUCAAGUCCCAUAACUAAUCAGCUUGCCUCUAUGAAUGCUUUGUUCAACUCUACACAAUCUCAGGCUCUCUUGCAAGGCCAUAGCCAUAGUAAUCCAAGCACUACAGUCAGCGGCAACAGUGGCAGCAGUAACAGUGCUGCAAGGUCAUCAAUUAAUGAAAUGAGUGGACAUAGCAACGUAGGCACAGAUUCUCUUUCACUCUUGGGAGAAUCUGACGAGUACUUGGAGCAUGACGGUUACCUAGAGGAGGAGGAAUUGAUAUCAAGUGAAGAUGUCAUGCCAGAUACCAUUAACAACAGACACCAAUUAAAGAGAAGGCGGAUCUUACGAGCCCCUAGAGAGCGGCAAAGAGUAAAAGAUGCUGCUGGAGUGCUGUUUCGCUACAAGAAGAUUUUACUUACAUAUCAGCGCCUGAAAAAUAUGUCUAAAGCCUUCCAAAUUCAUGGUGUAGACCGCAACACAGUGGCUUCCACCACACCCAUUGCUGAGCUGCUGCUCGUGGCUCCAGAGAAGGUGGCAGAGGUGGGCGAGUUUGACCCGUCCAAGGAGAAGCUGCUGGACUACGCCCGCCGUUGCUACACUGCCCUGGAUGAAGAGACGCUCAGCAGGGUGCAGGCCCUGAAGAAGAAUAACCUGCUUCUGCCCAUCUCCUACAGGUUCAGACACUGAGGGGAGAAAGAGGUCAAGAGAGGCAGUUGGGUUCAGCUGCAGCAGGCUUGCUCACCUCUGAGGCACAAAGAUGUCCAGAGGCAUAAGGAGUUUAUUGCUCUCUCAGUGCCUGGGACAUGAUCAUGUUAACUGUGGUUGGGGUCCUUUGAUCCUCAGACAAACAAACUUUUAACAUACCACUUUUUUUAAUCAAUAUGAUGUACAGGUACAUGAGUUUCUUCAACACAUCCUCACCGUUGUCCCAGUAACAUUGAGGAAGUUGGGGUGCUUGCUGAGUCAAACACAUACGUCCCAUUGCUCAAAAAGCAAAGUGGCAUGUUUGCGUGAUUCAGAAGUUUUGGUUAAAGAUCUGUGAACUAGAAUAUGUCUUUGCCGUUAGGAUUAUUGCUUUUCCUUGGUACUUAAAUGAGUUUAACCAGCUUGGCUCAUUUUAUGUCUCAGCUGUUAGGUUUCCUGGAGUUCAGUAAAUGAUUGCUGGGAUAAUUUCAGUUCCUGACAGCCUAUAUGAUUUUUAAACAUAUAGGCUAUUUGCAAUUUGUGUCACUUUAUUUGUGUGCAAUCCUAUAAAAUAUCGUAGCUGUCAAUCAUAAUCAUGUCUGUGUAUGUUAAAAUGAUACAGCACAGCAUUGAUUUUGUGGUAUUAAGCCAUUCUUUAAAGAAAUCGUGACCAUUUCCAUGUGUUUAAAUUGUUCUAUGUGUAUUUGUCAUAUUACUUUUGUCAUUAUAUCCUCAACUAUUUUCACUUGCCUUAAAGCUAAUUUUGUGACGGCUUUGUAUGAGAGAUGCAAUAGUUUUGGGUCACUUCACUCUGAACACUCAUU
Molecule: messenger RNA, 2138 nt
Organism: Scomber japonicus (chub mackerel)
Lineage: Eukaryota; Metazoa; Chordata; Actinopteri; Scombriformes; Scombridae
Gene: ccdc106a
Product: coiled-coil domain containing 106a
Exons: 8
Coding region: 106-1317 (403 amino acids)
Cellular component (GO): nucleoplasm
Source: RefSeq, a predicted model, not a curated record